GCUACAAGUGUUUUGAUCCGGUCACAAAUAGAUACUAUGUAUCUAGGGAUGUCAAGUUUAUGGAAGAAGAGGCUUAUUUUGGGGAGAAGAAUUGGGAAGGUGUAAAGGACUUACCAAAUUCGACUUCGGAUAGAGCAAAGAGUCUUCGACAUAUUCUUGAGCAUUUGGGUAAUGUGGGCUCUCCUCAAGAAGAUAGAGAAGCUAUACCAAAAGAACCAAAUGAGAGGACUAGUGAAGUUCAAGAAAGUGAUAACAAUGUGCAACAAGAGGCUUCAGGUAAUCAACAAGAGAGUGGUAGAGAAGAAGGGUUAAGUGAAGAAGUGGAAGAGGAAGAUCCAUCUAGUGAAGGUGAAAUUAUUGAAUCAUCAAGCGGAGAUGAGACUUAUCAAGCUCCACCAGUAACACGAGAUCCAAUCUACACUCGGGAGAAUCCAAGAAGGGGUACAAGAGAGAGGAAAUCAAAGACUAUAAACUUGAGGGGGAGUGUUAAUCAAGAAGGUGUUUAA
This is a messenger RNA of Arabidopsis lyrata subsp. lyrata, 506 nucleotides long. RefSeq lists its product as uncharacterized. The record is from RefSeq and is a predicted model, not a curated record. The coding region runs from base 60 to 506 and encodes 148 amino acids. The transcript is spliced from 3 exons. Lineage: Eukaryota; Viridiplantae; Streptophyta; Magnoliopsida; Brassicales; Brassicaceae.